AUACCCGUCUCUAUGGUAUACGUUCCUUGGAGCUUCCAUACUACCGGCCUUCAUAUACUGCUGGUGAUUUGUGCGUUUUAUCAUCGUGUCUAUUCCUUGAAUCCAUCUUUUGGUUGAGAAUCCUACAAGCAGGAGCUGCGCAAUGGAGGAUCCCUGGGCCGACAGCGCCAUCGGCGGCGAGAGCAACAACAGCUCCUCUACAGUUCCCCAGUCCGAUGACACGGCGCCCGCCGACAGCACCGCCGCCCCGUCCACAUCGUCAACCCUGACGCCGUCAACCCACACGAGCAGCAGCCGACCCUCGCGCCUGACACCCCGUCGCCUGGUCGCCCAACCAACCCGUCUCGAGGCCGUCGAGGACGAUCCGCUUGGUCCUCUAGGUGCCAGCACCCCUACGGCCACUGACACCCCGCUUGCCCCCCCUCAGCCGCCUCUCAAGGAGCAGCUACCCUUAAGGACGACCUUGUCCGGAGGCCCGAACCAGAUCGGCAGCGGCGCCAGGAGGCCCGGCGGUGGACCCUCCGACCCGCACCGCAUCGAGGAGGAGGAGCUAUACAAUGAUAGUUCGAGCGGGCCAAGGCAGCCGCCGCCGGUACCGCCUGCCCUGCCAAGCCCGGUGCGCACGUCGAUGCAGCCGAGCGUCAGUAUAGAGCAGGCGGCGAACCCAACGUUCCAUAUCUCUGUCGGCGAUCCCCACAAGGUUGGCGAUUUGACUAGUAGUCAUAUAGUUUACUCUGUGAGGACAAAGACGACAUCAAAAGCCUACAAGCAGCCCGAGUUUGAAGUCAAGCGGCGGUACCGCGAUUUCUUAUGGCUCUACAACACGCUACACGCCAACAACCCGGGCGUGGUGGUGCCUCCUCCGCCCGAGAAGCAGGCGGUGGGCCGGUUCGAAAGCAACUUUGUCGAGGCGCGACGCGCCGCUCUGGAAAAGAUGCUUAACAAGACAGCCGCCCAUCCGACGUUACAGCACGAUGCCGACCUCAAGCUGUUCUUGGAGAGCGAGGCGUUCAACAUCGAUGUCAAGCACAAGGAGCGCAAGGAGCCACACUUGGGCGAGAGCAAGGGCGUGCUGAGCACGUUUGGUAUUAGUGUCGGAAGCGGGAACAAGUUCGUGGAGCAGGAUGAUUGGUUCCAUGAUCGCAGAGUCUACCUUGAUGCUCUUGAGAACCAACUCAAGGGCCUUCUGAAGGCCAUGGACAGCAUGGUCGCGCAGCGCAAAGCGAUGGCGGAGGCCGCUGGCGAGUUCUCGGCCUCUCUCCAUGCUCUCUCGACCGUGGAGCUGUCGCCUACUCUCUCCGGCCCUCUCGACGCGCUCUCGGAGUUGCAGCUUACCAUUAGAGACGUGUAUGACCGCCAAGCCCAACAGGAUGUGCUCACCUUCGGUAUCAUCAUCGAAGAGUACAUCCGUCUCAUUGGCAGUGUCAAGCAGGCCUUCUCGCAGCGCCAGAAGGCAUUUUAUAGCUGGCACAGCGCCGAGUCGGAAUUGCAGAAGCGGAAGGCUAGCCAGGACAAGCUCUUGAGGCAAGGCAAGAGUCAGCAGGACCGCUUGAACCAAGUUAAUGCCGAGGUGGCGGAUGCUGAACGCAAGGUGCAUCAGGCGCGCUUGUUGUUUGAGGACAUGGGCCGUCUGAUGCGCGCUGAGCUGGACAGGUUCGAGAGGGAGAAGGUUGAGGACUUCAAGUCGGGUGUUGAGACCUUCUUGGAAAGUGCCGUUGAGGCUCAGAAGGAGUUGAUCGAGAAGUGGGAGACCUUCCUCAUGCAGCUCGACACCGAAGACGACGAGACCGUGUUCUACCGUCCUCCGGUCGUCCAAGCGAACAAGCCUGCCGGUGACACGGCGGUGGAUCGAGCUCGGGCGAGGAUCGACGAUGACUCCGAUUAGGAUCGUGGUCUUGUGGGAAAUGACCAGUCGGCGAGGACCACUUCGCCAUCGAACCUAACCGACCGCACGAACCAAGCAAAAAGGAUUCCAGACUAUAAGAAAGCGGAUAGUGCAUGGUCGUGGUUUUAGGAGAGGGCGAAGCUAGAACAGUCCCACAGACGGCCACAGAGACAUAAAUAACUCCUGGUCCGGGCGCCGCGCUUGGGAGGAUAGUGACAUUGCAGGAGAACCAGCCUGUUGUCGGGGCUAACAGAAAGACAGGAAGCAUAGGAGUUAGCAGCCCCCGUAUCCACCUUAGCACAUGAAUACAAAUAUAAUGAUGAUGGUUUAGA
Neurospora tetrasperma FGSC 2508 is the source of this 2217-nucleotide messenger RNA. RefSeq lists its product as uncharacterized. Lineage: Eukaryota; Fungi; Ascomycota; Sordariomycetes; Sordariales; Sordariaceae. Gene Ontology annotation, molecular function: phosphatidylinositol binding. Bases 143 to 1885 code for a protein of 580 amino acids. The transcript has 4 exons. Gene Ontology annotation, cellular component: endosome. Gene Ontology annotation, biological process: protein retention in Golgi apparatus; retrograde transport, endosome to Golgi. The record is from RefSeq and is a predicted model, not a curated record.